AUGAUGGCGACUGAGAACAAGCGGCAUGUUUCCGGCGCAAAGUCGCAGAGCCAGGGCGGUCCGAUGAACAACCACGCCGGUCAGCAUGGACAUGGACAGGAACAUGGCUUCGGGCCCUCGGGGACGGUCAGCUUGGAGAAAGCACUGAGCUCAGCCAUUGGCGCCAGAAUCCGUGUCACAACCACGCAGCCAGCCUCCGUCACCGUCGAGGGGACUCUCUUCACCGCGUGUCCAAUCACAAAUAUCAUCGCAAUCAACACCAGUUCCGCUGCCAACGCGGGCAACUCGCCAAAUUCAGGAGCCAGCAGUGCAGCACCGGUCCUCGCCCUCUCGCAGCCUGGAGACUUUACCAUCCUCCCCAUCACCCGCAUCCACAGCUUCAAUCUGAUCUCGCUCUCGGCGGACGGUUGCUCUCCAUCAGCCUCCCCUUCGCCUGCCCCAUUCGCCUCCGCUCAACCUUCCAUCUACCCGCUUGACAUCCGGGCCCUAAGGAACCGUGAAGCCUCCGCCAUCGCACGCCUGAAGGAACAUGAAUCCUCGAGGGGCAAGGGCGUGUCCAAAGAAGCACAGGACCUGUUUGAUGCAUUCCGAAGGACGAUGCCGACACAUUGGAGCGGCACCAGUAUCGUCGUUGCCGAUUCCGUGGUGAUUGCUGCACCGUACGGGGUGGGUGACUGUAAGACGCUGAACCUGACGGGUAGAGACGAGGUGGCGGGCACUGCACUGACGAGAGUCAGGAAGGUGCUUGAGAUGGAACGAAAGAAGAUCGAACUCCGCCGGGCCAGCACCGCGAUGGCGAACUCGGGAAAUUUCCCCAAGAACAACGCCGAUGCCUCGUCGAGGAAGAAUUCCAUGACCACAACCACGGCCACCGGAGCAAGCACACCUGCCACCACCGGCUCUACCACGGCCACUCCUGCGGCCAACACGGCCAGCACCACUCCACGAGACCCGCGGGCCGCAGUCGCAGUCCCGAUACGCAGCAACGCGCCCUCCAGCAGUUCCCCCAGCGGCGGACAGCGAAAAGGCGGGUGA
Messenger RNA from Arthroderma uncinatum, 1035 nucleotides. RefSeq lists its product as uncharacterized. Lineage: Eukaryota; Fungi; Ascomycota; Eurotiomycetes; Onygenales; Arthrodermataceae. Bases 1 to 1035 code for a protein of 344 amino acids. The record is from RefSeq and is a predicted model, not a curated record. The transcript has 3 exons.